Umbelopsis ramanniana AG is the source of this 831-nucleotide messenger RNA. RefSeq lists its product as uncharacterized. Gene Ontology annotation, biological process: positive regulation of ATP-dependent activity. NCBI's taxonomy places the organism in Eukaryota, Fungi, Mucoromycota, Umbelopsidomycetes, Umbelopsidales, Umbelopsidaceae. The record is from RefSeq and is a predicted model, not a curated record. The transcript is spliced from 4 exons. Bases 258 to 695 code for a protein of 145 amino acids. Gene Ontology annotation, molecular function: ATPase activator activity; ferrous iron binding.
ACUUUGCCGUUGGAAGGCUUCUUUCUAAGAGCAUUGUUGUUAAUGGUUGGAUAUUCGGUAUUCAGCUGAAGCUGGGACAGCUCUUGCGCUGAUGCAUCUACUGAUUGCGAAGGCAUGUUGAGAAGAAUGGCUAAGAAGUACCUCGAUCUGACAACCUUAAUAUGACAAAGAAAAAUAUGUAGCACGUGACCAAUCGAGUGUCUUGCUUGGCCCUUUUUUUUUGUGACUCACUGUGGAUACAAAAUCCAUGUAAAAGCAUGUCGUCCACAAAGUCAUUGUAUGAGAUUUUGGAGGUACAUCCAGCGGCGAGCCCCGCUACUAUCAAGCAGCAUUUCCAAAAGCUGAUUUUACUGCACCACCCGGACAAGCAAACAGCUGCAACGGCAAAUGACGAAGCAUAUAUACACCAAUUGCUAAAGGCAUGGGAAGUCUUGAAAGAUCCAGAGCUGCGAAAGUCUUAUGACGCUCAAUUGAAAGCACAACAAUUGAAACAGGGAGCUGUCAUCCAUGGCGAGGUGGAUUUGGACGAGAUGGACUAUGAUGAAGAGACAGGCACCUUCAGCUUGCCAUGCCGAUGUUCAGGGUCCUACACCAUCAAGGAGCAGGAUAUGGAGACUGGCGUAGACAUUGCCAAUUGUGAUAAUUGUUCGCUGAUCAUACAUGUUCUAUACGAUGUUGUCGACGAUGACGACUAGUUUCAUUCAGCAUACGUCGCGCGUACCUGCUGCUCCCUCCGUGAUGUCCUCUCAACUGAGCAAGAAGUAUGAUCUCCAUAGCCUCUCGGAUACACUAAUAUAAUAACCUCUAUGAGAGGCGGUCUAAUUACAACUA